AAAUAAGCCAUCCUUCUAUGCUUUUAUAUCAUACGUGACCAAGUCGCUCGUACUUUUUCUUGCCUAACUCCUUUCCCUUGAUAUAUCUCAAUUCUAAACUUCACUCACAAUGCGUGCCCUUCGCUAUCAUGGGACCAAGGAUCUGCGUCUCGACGAAGACGUUGCUGAGCCUAAAUGUGGUGAUUCCCAGGUAAAAAUACGACGUGAGACCUAUACCCCUACCUUGAAAUCGGGCUCAGUGACGCUAAUCCAACAACAUUUCAGCGGCUUUCUGCGGGAUCUGUGGAACAGACUGUAAGUCAGACCUUGUACUGUCCACCACUGAACAGGGCACGUCAGCGACCAGAAACCUACGGCUAAUUAUCGGCCGUGCAUAGUACAUGAAUACUCAUCGCCAACAUUCAUCCCAUCUAAAGAAUCGCCCCAUCCUGUGACCGGAGAGUCGAUGCCAGUGGCCAUUGGGCAUGAGUUCAGCGGCACCAUAGUUGAAAUUGGCCCAAAUGCCGCGAAUCCGCAAAACCUCAAGGUCGGCGAUGACGUUGCGGUUCAACCUACCAUUUGCUGCUUUGGCUGCGGACCGUGUCGGGAGGGAUAUAUCAAUUGCUGUGACUCGGCGGGGUUCGUGGGUUUAAGUGGUGGAGGUGGAGGGAUGACCGACGCUGUUUGUGUGGAUCCGCAGUUUGUUUUCAAGUUGCCCAAAGGCACAUCUUUGCAGAUUGGUGCCUUGGUGGAACCAUUGGCCGUGGCAUGGCAUGCAGUUGAUCAGUAUCCCAUCAAGGAAGGUGACGAGGCUCUUGUUUUGGGCGCAGGCCCAAUAGGUCUAGGCGUGAUCCAAUGCCUCAAAGCCAGAGGAGCAAAGACCAUCAUCGUCGCAGAAGUCGCAGAGCAGAGGCAGAAAUUCGCCAGGGAGUUUGGAGCAACACACGUGCUAGAUCCGAGGCAUGACGAUGUGGUCAAAAAAGCCAAAGAAAUCUGCGGUGGAUUGGGACCUCAUCUAGCACUAGAUGCUGCGGGUGUUGCAGCGAGUGUCAAGACUGCAGCACUUGCAGUCCGAGCUCGAGGCACUGUGGUGAAUGUGGCAAUCUGGGAAAAGGAGGUGAGUAAGAUGAGUGGUUUCGAACUGUGUGAUUGGAGGUCAGAUCUAACGAUUAAUACCUAGGUUCCCUUUCAACCAAAUAAUUUGGUGUUUGGGGAGAAGAAAUAUCUUGCGGUGCUAGGAUAUGUCAAGGAAGACUUUGGCGGAGUGAUACAAGCCCUCGCAGACGGGGCGCUGAAGCCGGAGGGGAUGAUCACAAAGACGAUCAAGAUUGACAAGGUGGUUGAAGAAGGUUAUAAGGCUUUGUUUGACGAGAAAGACAAGCAUGUCAAGAUUUUGGUUGACUGUCGAGCGUAAGGAUGAGAUGUGGAGGAGAUGGACAGACUGAUAAUGACAGCAAAGCGAAAAGCUGAUAGAAGCAGGCACGAAAUCUGGUCAGGUGAGCUCACUGCAAUGCAAAGUGAGGAAACAGCGAUGGAGUCACUGUGGGACUUGCUCUUUGGGCACAUGGGGUACGUUUCGAUAUUGCAGGACUGGAGUGGAAAUCUCCAUGAGUGUGUGUACUAUCUUGCAAACAAUAAAAGUCCAGUACAGGGUUUUUCAUAUCUCCUACUUGGUGUCAACACCAGCGCGGAGGAGACUUCCGUAGAGACAUAUUGAUGGUAUACUCCGUACGUGCAUGGUGGCAG
Messenger RNA from Exophiala mesophila, 1725 nucleotides. RefSeq lists its product as hypothetical. Gene Ontology annotation, biological process: butanediol biosynthetic process. NCBI's taxonomy places the organism in Eukaryota, Fungi, Ascomycota, Eurotiomycetes, Chaetothyriales, Herpotrichiellaceae. Bases 446 to 1159 code for a protein of 237 amino acids. Gene Ontology annotation, molecular function: zinc ion binding; (R,R)-butanediol dehydrogenase activity. The transcript is spliced from 2 exons. Gene Ontology annotation, cellular component: cytoplasm. The record is from RefSeq and is a predicted model, not a curated record.